AUGAUCCCAAGGGCCUUGUCAGACAUAUGGCACCGGGUCACACAAUCAGUAGCAGGCCGCCAACCACAGGAAGACGUCACUGCACAUUUUAGCGCCGACGAUCACUCAGAAGAAAGACAGCCGUUCAUCGCAGACCUUGAUAUCUCCGACCAUGAGCCGCGUCAAGCAUGGAUCACUCGGAGAUUACUGCAAACAUGGAACGAGACGCGAAAUUUCAUCGGCUCAGAGCAGGGCGUGGGAAUCUUCAAGUGCAGCCUCGCAUAUUUCCUUGCCUCUUUAGCAGUCUUCGUGCCAUUCAUAGGAAGCCUGUUGGGGCACCAAAAUGGUAAGCAUAUGGUGGCUACUAUUACGGUCUAUUUCCAUCCGGCAAGGUCGCAAGGCAGCAUGUACAAGGCACUGAUGUGUGCCUUUGUUGCUUUUAUCUAUGCGGCAGCUCUUUCGCUAUCAAGCAUGUGGGUCACCAUUAUAUUUCAUCAAAGGUACGAUAUGAUUGAGUUGGGCCAUGCUGUCGUCCUGGUUGUCUUUGUCGCGGGUGGUUUCGGGUGCAUCGGAUGGUUCAAGCAGAAAAUGGAAGAUCCGUUGGUCAACGUUGCCUGCUCCUUGGCAUCGUUGGCAUCGAUCAUUGUAAUUACCAGGGAGGGCGCAGUGCAAAAAGGCGCUCUUUCGUUCGAGAAGAUCGGUCAAGUCUUGAGGAUGAUUCUUUUGGGUGUUGGUGUCACGACGGCGGUCUCGCUAUUGAUAUUACCGCGUUCGGCGCGCAGGAGAUUUCGAGGCAAUCUUUCAGCUUUGACCAGAACAGCCAUGUCAAUGUUGACCAUCAUAACUGAAAGUGCUGUCAGCGGGUCCCCUCAUGAGCUGCAACAGGUACAAUUUGCUAAUCUGUCUAUGCGGCACGACAACGCUUUGAGUGAACUGAAACAUCACCUUCAAGAGGCCAAACUGGAGCACUUUGUUGUGGGGACAGAGCGAGAGUAUUUAGUUGCGAAACGCCUCUCGAAUCUCAUCCAGGAAAUUACACGUCGGCUAGGUGCUCUGCGAAGUGCAGUGACCUUAGAGUCCAAAACAUUCGCGCCAGGAGGAACUUCUCACUUAAAUCAUUCCGGGGCUCAGGCUUUCGAAAUCUUUAAUUCACAGCUCGAAGCAUCAAUGGUAAGAGCCGGUCCCGGCGUAUGCCUCACGUGGUAUAUUUCUAACGCUCGAAAGAAUUUGCUGGUUUCCACAUUGAGAACCAUUUUUCAAACAGUUUCGUUUGGGUCUGCUCCCGAUCACAAGAUCGUUGUGGAUGGCCGAGCUCGGCUUCGUAUCAAUGAAGCGAUCAAGACUUAUCAAGAUUCCCGACUCGUCGCUUUACGUUCGAUUUCUCGAAAGGAAAUCAUAAUUCCUCUGAGCGAGGAGGACGGUGCCCAUUUUGAAAAGAUAGUAGCUACCCGCAACUACUACUCGGUAUCCCUUCUCGAAAUUACCGAGAACAUUGAGCAGUUUAUGUUGGCUUUGGAGCAGAUGCAAGUCGAAACCGAGCAAGGACCGAGAAAUAGGUCCUGGAUGGGAAUCUGGACUGCGUGGCGUUGGGGGGAUAAUAUGCGCGAAGGAAACCAUUCGAAUGAAGACAUGUCCUCAGAAUCCUUUUCCAACUAUCUACAUGCCGACUCGAAUACCACCGGGCUGGCAGGGAUGAGAUUUGAUAACAAUUACACCGAGAGUCAAAGUCCUGGAGUCAAUCUGCACAGCAGAAGUAAAACUCUCCGUUGGAGAUGUCUCAAUUUACUUCGUGCGGAUGAGCUCAAGUUCGCGCUCAAGGUGGGGAUAGGAGCAGCACUCUAUACCCUACCCGCCUUCAUAUCCUGGACUAGACCUCUCUAUCUAUUCUGGCGAGGGGAAUGGGGUCUUCUUUCUUACAUGCUGGUAUGUUCGAUGACUAUCGGUGCAUCGAACACGACAGGCUUUGCUCGAUUCAUCGGUACAUGUGUUGGAGCGCUUUGCUCGAUAGCUGCAUGGUACCUUGUGGGUGAGAGUGCUCCCGGCCUCGCAUUCCUGGGGUUCCUGGUGGCUCUCGGUCCGUUCUAUAUGAUCAUUUCAAGAGGACAGGGCCCCAUGGGCCGUUUCAUCCUUCUGACUUACAACCUCUCCGUGCUGUAUGCAUACUCUUACUCACAAACUGACAGUGAUCACCCGGAUCGAAGCGGGGAGCACCUCAAUAUUACAGAAAUCGUUCUUCACAGAGUAAUCUCUGUGACCGCGGGCUGCAUCUGGGGCAUCAUCAUCACCCGAGGCAUCUGGCCCAUCCGCGCCUGGGCAAGGCUGAAUGAUACAUUACAUCAGCUGUGGCUCCGACUGCUGGUUGUUUGGAUGUCAGAUCCCUUGAGCAACAGAGCCACGACAGAAGCGAAUACAUCUGAUUCCCUCUUGCAGCCGCAGGACAAAUUGGAGAUCGAGCGCCUUCUUUCACAGCUCGAGCGCCUUCGAGUCUCAGCGCGGUCCGAGUUCGAAUUGAAGAAUCCUUUCCCUGAUGUAGCAUACAGUAACAUCAUUCGCGGGACAAGGAGUAUCACAGAUAACUUCUAUUCAUUGGAUCUCAUUCUCGUCAAUGCCCUUGGGCAAUCCGAAGCCCAUCACGCUCUUCUCAUGCAUUGCGGUGCUGCCCGACAUCGGCUGUCAACUUAUAUUUGUCAACUGCUAGCUGGUAUUGCAUCAUCGAUACAGCAGGAGAGAGCUUGUGCCGAUAUCCUGACAAACAUCGACACUAUACACAAUGAGCUCCUGGCACAAACCUAUCAGUUUCGUCGCGACCGAAUACUGUCUUCUCAGACUGACGAAGUUGAUUACGCCCUAGUCCACUCUUUCACCUUGGUAACCCAGCAAUUAUCGAAUGAUAUCCUCGAGAUCAAGAUGGAAUUGGAUCGCAUAUACCCUAGGCCAUAA
Messenger RNA from Penicillium olsonii, 2919 nucleotides. NCBI's taxonomy places the organism in Eukaryota, Fungi, Ascomycota, Eurotiomycetes, Eurotiales, Aspergillaceae. The record is from the annotation of a GenBank genome assembly.